Molecule: messenger RNA, 537 nt
Organism: Cynocephalus volans (Philippine flying lemur)
Lineage: Eukaryota; Metazoa; Chordata; Mammalia; Dermoptera; Cynocephalidae
Product: uterocalin-like
Exons: 5
Coding region: 1-537 (178 amino acids)
Molecular function (GO): small molecule binding
Source: RefSeq, a predicted model, not a curated record
AUGAGCCUCCUGCUGCUGGCUGUGGGGCUGACCCUGCUUGGCAGCCCUCAGGCCCUGCACAUGGGUCUGCAGGACCCCAACUUCAACGAGAAUCUGAUCAGCGGCAAGUGGUUCUCGGUGGCCUUGGCCUCCAACAACCUGCACUGCGUUGAGGAGAAGGGAAACAUGAGGUUCUUCAUCCACGACAUCCAGGUGAAACACAAGAGCCUGCAGUUCCACCACUUCCAAAUGAAAGUCUGGGAAGAGGGCUCCGGACAGGCCCCAAGGAUAAACGGUAAGUGUGUCCCAGUUAUGAUGACGGCAAGAAAAACAAAAAAGAAAUUCCAGUAUGUGAUGCGACAUGCGGGUCACAACCUUGUCUUCCUGGAGAAAGUGGACCCCAAGUGCUUCGUCAUCUUCUGCACCCACAAGCAGCAGCACAGGAAGGAGACCGUGGUGGUGGAACUCUACAGCCGGACCCCUACUGCAAGCCAGAACGUCUGGCUUAUAUUCAGAGUACUGCCAAAGCCACGGGAUCAAACCUACCCAUGUCAUUGA